Messenger RNA from Mytilinidion resinicola, 654 nucleotides. RefSeq lists its product as uncharacterized. The record is from RefSeq and is a predicted model, not a curated record. Bases 1 to 654 code for a protein of 217 amino acids. The transcript has 2 exons. Gene Ontology annotation, molecular function: acyltransferase activity, transferring groups other than amino-acyl groups. NCBI's taxonomy places the organism in Eukaryota, Fungi, Ascomycota, Dothideomycetes, Mytilinidiales, Mytilinidiaceae.
AUGUCCAUCGAACUACGUCCAAUGGAGGAGGACGACUGCCUAGAAUGGAUGCGCAUCCGCUGGAUCGCAUACCAAGGCCCAACGAAUCUCAUCGUCCACCAUCGUCCAGUGUCCGACGAGAGUCUCGCCAAGGUAGCAGAACAACGGAAAAAAGAGUUUCAUAAUCCAGGAGCCUACCAUUGGAAGGUUGUGGACGUCGAGACUGGGAAAAUGAUGACCGCUGCGAAAUUUGAGUUGCACAACACACUGGAUAAGAGAGAAGAUGAUAGAAAUGUGUCCAUCAAAAGUAACGAGGCCCCAUUCGUACCACCAGAAGUCAACAUACCGGCCCUCAUGGCACUGCUGGGACCUCUUGGCCAAGCCCAGAAGGAGAUCAUGGGCGAUCGGCCAUACCUACUGCUCGACACGCUGUCUACUCUUCCAGAAUACCACCGGAGAGGUGCUGGGGGCAUGGUGGUGAAGUGGGGGGCAGAAAAAGCAGACGAAUUGGGCAUAGAGUUCUACUUGACCAGCUCGAUGAUGGCAAGACAUCUUUACGAGAAAUACGGCUUCGUGUUAGUCAAGGAUAUGUGGUUUGAUCGAGUGCCCUGGGGAGGAGAGGGCGUAGAUUGGCAUGGAUGCAUGGUCAGGAAACCGAACCCAAAAUCAACGUAG